CGCCGCUGUCACCGCACCGUCUGCUUCCCUCCUUGCCACGCGGCAUUCCGUUUGUGCUGGCCUGAGGAUACUGCUGAGGAGUUUACUCUUCUCUCAUAUACACACUACCCCAACACAGCUUUAACUAGAGGAACAUCACCGCACGAGCUAGACAGAGGGCUAUGAAGAGGCGUCUCUGCUCUCGUUAGUGUAGAAUGUUUGGAUUUGAGACUUAUCGAUAGCUUUUAUCGUGUCUACCUUUUCAGCCAAUUGUGGCUCAUUUGACGCAAAAGUAGUUAGGGGGCGGGGCCAGAUACAAACCAAUGAGAACUUGCGUUUUUAAGGAAGGGGCUGGGCUUCGCGCGGAGAAUAAAGCAGAGACUGCACGGGAAACGGUGAGUGAUGAAUGAGUGGGUGUUUCUUGGAGACCUGCGAGAAAUCGUGAGGCGGUGCGUGUUGUAGGGCCGGUGAACACUGAAGACAGCGGGCAGUCCGCACACAAACAUACGCACACUGGCAGUUAUCUACGGCACCGCUGCCGGUGCGACCGCUGUUCAGUCCUGGCGGCUCAUUCUCACCACGCGAACAGAUUCGCGAACGCACGAACGCACGACUGGGCAGACUACGGUGCUGCGCUGGCACAGGAGUGUGACAGUCUCCACCAUUCGAACGUUCACGACAGCAACGACGACCUUUGUGAAGCACUGAGGACCUCAAACGGGAGCAGAGACGGCCUAAGUCCUGGGUGUGGAGGUGGUGGCAGUCGUGGUAGUGGUGCUGACUUGAGUGGUUGUGGUUAUAAUGUGGUCGCUGCUGGUGUCGGCGGUGUGUUUGGCAGAAGCGUGACGGACACGGCCUGGGAGCUCCCAACACGUGGUGGUUGUGGAGGCGGCGGUGGUGGCAGUAAGUGCUCAGACGAAGGCGACUUUUCCAGUGGUGACAGCAACAGCUACAACAACGCCGUAGCAGCGGCGGCAGCAGCAACAGCAGCCAUGCUAGACUACUGUUCUAACCUGGGGGCCGACCCCACUCAGCCCCCUUACGGCCAUCACCACCUGAACCACCACCACCACCAUCACCACCAAAAUCCAGCAGCCAACUCGGCCGUGUCGUCGUUGCUGAACAUGAACAUGAAUAUGAACAUGAACAUGAACGUCAGCAUGAAUUCCGCCGUCUCGGCGGCAGCGGCUACAGUGGAAGCGGCCAGCAGACAAGGUGUAUCCGGGGGACAGUCGGGCAGUCCGGGGGUCGGGGGUUCCAGUACAGGCUCGGGGGGCAGUGCCUUCGUAUUGAACAGUCCGCCGCUGGCCGCCCUGCACAACCUGACGGAGAUGAAGUUCCCGUCCUCCUCCUCCUUCAUGUCGCAGUCGGACUACCAGCAGACGAUGAAGCAGAUGCAGCUGGCCAUGUCCGCGGGCUCCACGCCGCACGGGAUUAACGACAUCCUGUCCCGACCACACGGGCUGUUACCGCGUCUGGGGUCGGGCAUGUACCUGGGCGCCCCGCAGAUCCGAUUCCCAAAACUGGCCGAGCUGCCGGGUCGCCAGCCCAUCUACUGGCCUGGGGUCAUGACUCAGCCUUGGCGACCCCCACCUGGUGGCGUCACGCCGCAAGGCGGUGUCAUCGUGGACAAGGACGGCAAGAAGAAGCACACACGACCCACAUUCUCGGGCCAACAGAUCUUCGCCCUCGAGAAGACAUUCGAGCAGACGAAAUACCUGGCUGGCCCAGAGAGGGCCAGGCUUGCAUAUGCCUUGGGCAUGUCCGAGUCACAAGUGAAGGUCUGGUUCCAGAACCGUCGAACCAAAUGGCGUAAGAAGCACGCAGCUGAGAUGGCCACGGCCAAGAAGAAGCAAGAACAGGUGGAGGACAUGGAGAGCACCUCAGACCUCGACGACGACAACACUAACGACGGCUGCAAGACUGACUGCAAUUUCCUCGGCAACCCUGACUUGUGAAAACGUGCCACAGACAGCAUCAAACACUUGCUGUGUACAGUUAUUAUUUCAUUCUAACAGCCGUCGGCAGCCAGUGGAUUACUGUGGCGAGACCUCAACUGUGCUGCCACCGAUAAACAUAUGCGCCAACGCGCGGACACGUGGCGCGAGACGUGCACGACAACCCGUGUGCUGAGCAUGCUCACCGGAAGAGGGGCUCUUAGCGCGUCCUUGCUAGCUGACAGUUACCGGAAACAGUGAAUAUCCCUGCGCUGUCGCUGAUUUGUUUGAGGGCCUCUGUGUGUGUGUGAUCCUGGCUUCAUCUCUGCUGCGCAUCAAACUGGUAGAACGUCUUGUCUGAGAGGCCCGCAUGACGCUAAGGCCAUAAUCAACUCACAGUCUCGCAUGGACUGCUGGAAGUUUCUUUGACACACAAAUGUGGAGGAUGUUACAGAUGUACAUGCCUUUUUAAACAGUCAGGAUGUCAAACGAAAAUUUUCUCUUACUGGCGAAAGGGGAGAGCCGCUCUGUUUUCUGAACUCUCGACAUACAGACAUACUGCCAGAAAUGUUCAUUUCGCUACACAGAGGUCAGGAAAACUGGACUGUCGUGUUAUUUACGUUACUGCAUGACUGCAUGGUGUUCAGUUAGGACAGGUUUGCAUUUUUUCAAUAAUAGCCGAUAUAACAUUGCACAUGUUUUGUCUGACUAGCUGCGGGAACCUCUGUGAUUUAUCUCCCUAGUUGUCUAGAAAAGUUUUCAGUUGAAAACUAUGUCUCUUCAGUUAAAUGACUGUAAGAGCAGGUAAGGUGGUGCAGAAGACAUACCACGAACUUUGUUGUUGUUCAGUUGCACUUACUGGGUUAGCACAGCAUGCUUUCUUGUACCUUAAUGAUCACACUUUUAGCGCCGGCAUGCGCCCGGAACGUAAGAGGAAAAUUUAAUAAGUAUUCGCUUCUCACAUCCAUUGGCUAAGGUUAUCUCUAUUGUUCUCCCCUAAAGCGACCGCACAUUCAUUGAAAAGAUGCACUCCUAUGGAAAGUGAGUGACCAUCUCGCUUCUACCUCAGCACUGUCCUUCCUUUGAGACCCUGGCAUGAAAAAGCACUAUUGUUACCAUGUUAUUUGCGCUAGGUGGAAGUUCUCUGUGCUUAAGCACAAAAGCGGCCAGAGCAUCCUUCAGUUACAUCGGCAAUAUGAUCAGCAACCAUCGUAACUGUGCUGGCCAAAACUGCUCUCUUCUCAUUCUACAGCUGGUCUAGUGUCCUAAUAGUAUGAGUGCACCCACGAGGGCAACUUGUCCUGCUCUUGUCAGAUCCUGCCUUUAUUAGGGGCAUCAAUGCACAGCUUAGUUGGACACCAUAGUGACAGUCGUUUUUUUUAUUUCUCUAUUUCCUCACUUUUUCCGUUCCAUCCAUACUUACAUUUUCUUGAGUUAAUUUUACUUUUAAUCGUUUAUUUACUCGUUCUUUUGUUCCUCCGUUCACUUUUCUCUUCUUGUGCCAAAGCGUUGAGGUUGAAACAUUGUUAACGCAUAGCACACAACGGUGAGACAACAUAUCCGCUUCUAAACACCUCCAAAGGUUUUUGCUUGUUGAUAACCUAAGGAUGACUUCAAGAAGAACCUUUGGAACGAUAAUUGAUACAAGAGAAAUGGGAAAGUUCAGAAGUAGUGAGACUAGCGUGCGCUCCAACAAGCAGAAUGCCUGAAACGUGCAACCUCGCGGGCUAAAUACAUUUUGUCAACCUCUGAGAUUUAAAGCUGUUGACUGGACGGCACUCUGUGGUGAUGUUGAGGAGUAAGUAUUGGACUAUUUAGAGAACGUCUUUGAUAUGUAAACUAUUGCUACAUAUGCAACAUAAAUUAUAUCAAAUAUUGCGCAAUUCACGUUUUAACGUGUAACGAAUAUUUUGUAGUUACACUUUGUAUUCUCUGUGAAUGGUAACAAACCAGUUUAGAUGACGAUGUCUGCCUUUCAGGUUAUCGUCUUCAAAUAACCAGUCGAGUUUAUUUCGGCAAGUCAUGCAAAGCAGCAUAAAACACAAAGAAGCAGUCCCUCAUUCUUUCUUUGUUUGUCUUUUGUUUCAUCCAUUCAUAUUUCUUUUUUCUUGUUCCCCUCUGUCACUGUACUAUAAGUAUUCAUCCAGCUAGUGUGUUAUCGCUAUAUGAAAAAAAUUUAAUCAAGUGAAAUUAAGUUUCAGAGACGAGCCUUCUUGCAAAAAUCUUAACACAUUUUAUAAUAAAGGCUAUUGCACGAAGCUGAUGGGUAAAAAUGUCAGGUUUAUUAUAUGCAUCAACCUCCAUAAUUUAUUACCCUAACCCACCCUCACGCGCUACUCACACCUCAUUAACACAAUCUAUCGUAUCAACGACCAUUAAAAUGCAGUCUUACCACCUACCCUUGACUUGGUGAACGAACAGCUGAAAAACGGAUACAUCUCUUUUUGCUUGCUUGCUUACUUGCUGGGAAAGUUUAAGCGCAAUAUUACUGACAUGUUUCUGGCUUGACGCCAUUGUAUCAUUAACAUUUUACACUCUCAUUAUGGUUAUCUCUAUAGCAUUUAACAAAAUUACAGUUAUAACUCUUUCUCUGCGUUAAGCUGCCUAUUGUUCAGAAACUGUCAGUUGCUUAGUGCAAUAUUUACCUUGAACGGAACAUGGAUUCUAUGUUUAAAAAAACCCACUUUCGCUGUUGUAGUUUUCCUGACCAUUGUCUAUCAUUAACGUUCAACCUAAGGACAUAAGGGGAAGACAGCGAUAGUAGCAGAUGGAGCGAUCUUUGUCGAUUAAACUAAGAGCACGUGGACUUUUGUUUACCUUGAAUAACCACUUAUUUUAUAGAGCAAUAAUUAUGAAGAGAGCUGCAUAAGAGACAUUGCCAUAGAGACAGCAAACGGCAUCAAGACGGUAUUCUUUGGGUCUUCUGUGAUCGUUGUGACGGCCCGAGACUUUACCAAAGUUGAGACUGGACCAAGGAGGUGGUGACGUCUGCGUGGGCUGAGUUUGAUGGGCUGCGGACCUGAUCAUUAAUUCUACGACAAGAAGUGAGCUGGGAAGGGGGUGGUGUUUUUCUAUCAGCAUGCGAAGGCUGCGACCUUUGUCACAGCCACGGGCAUGUUGUAUAUCUCGGAGAUUAUUAAACUACGGCCUUUAUUGCUUCUGUUUGCUUUCUAUGAACCGGACGCAAUGGAGUUGCCCGCCCUUUGCAUAGACCGGCAGCCUCCGCCUAGCUGAUAACAUUGUUAGGGGAGGCAACCUGGCUAUUUCCGGGCAACCACCGUGGCCAGCUCGGUCGGCGGGUAACGGGUGGUUACUAGGCUCUUAUCUCGGUUGGCAGGCUACCAUGAAAAGAGCUGACGACUCCAGUUGAGCCGGGUGGCUUCUGGAUAGGGUGCGAGACCUCAGGUACUUCCAGGUACCCGAGCUGACCAACUCCAGACAAAAUGUUAUACUUCAAAAAGAAUUUCGCUGAGUAUCGUUUGGUAAACUGUGAACUUUGCAGCACUAUUAGUAAUAUCUUUAUUUGUACGCAGCUACAACUUCGCCUGUUUGUUAGCUGAUUUACACAUUUAUUUUAUUUCCCACUCGUGCGUUUUAGGAUUGUUUUUGCCUGGGCAUACAUACUAUACAUAUAAGCUAUGUCGACAAAGGCCUAAAAAUAUGGCCUACCCGUAUUUAGGAAAUUUUGUAACGCGAUUAACGCGACCAUGCUUGGUCCAAAAGCGGCAAAUGGAGAGAAUUUUGCGUGGAAGCCGUUAGCCUGUCAGCGUGGGUAAGCAUAAUGAAUAAAGCCAACAGAAAGUAAAAUCAUGUAAUACACCGAUAUUUGAACUGAUCUACAUGCCAAAAAUGAUUACUGAUUGAAAUAACAGCAGUGGAUCAAAAGAGAGUAUUGUAACGACUUUGGCAUUUCAUUUUUGCUAAAGAACACAAGAAUGCAGUAAUGAAAAAUUAAGGGCUUAGCCACAAUCCUGGGUCUGCCAGAAAAUUUUGACACUGAGGUCUAUGAGUUCAUCUCGCCUUAUUUUUUGCGUAUUCUUUUGUGUGCGUCUUGUACAGUUGUAUUUACGCUGACGAGUCGCAAAGCCCGUAAAGAAUUAAAAUCGUUCUCUGAGAUUUAAAUGAGAAAUCCGUGAGCGAACAAAAUGAUUUGAAGUUCAGCAAUAUAUGCACAAAUCACUUGUGGAAUAGAAAGUUAAAUGUGAUAAAUUAAUACUCCCUAAGCCUUCGUGCCAAUCCUUAAGCCCACAAAUGGAUUUUUCUUCUCUCUCAUUUGAUUUUGAUUGUUUAGUAAUUAUUUUUUUAUGAAUCACAUUAUUUAAUGAUCAUUCUUUCCUUACUCUUAAACGAGAUUUUACCCGUCUUUAUGCUCUGUUUUUUUUUCUUUUUUCGUCAAUUUAUUUAAGAAUGAUCACUCACUUACCAAGCUUUGCAUGGCUGCUUCUACGAUUGUGUUAAAGCCUGUUUCAGCCGUGUUCAUGGCAUAAUAUUAUGAAUACUAUGAUUGGUGAAAAAAGUUAAUGCAGAAUGAUUUCUUGGUACCGCUACUUCAGUGGAAAUAUCUGAUGAUACUCAUUAUUGAUUAACUUGAUUUUUCCAGCACAAGUAUGUUAAUGCAUGCUUGCGUAAAUUACUGGAGCUCUUACCAAGAAAAUUAAUUAGUGUGAUUUAAAGGGCUAUAGUGACACAUGUACUUUUUUUCAAAAGCUACUUAAUAGUCUGGGUUUAGCUCGGUUUUUGGUGCAGUAUUUUAACCAACAACAAGCUCUCAAAACGCAAUGCUUUGAGUCGCACAUGUAGUAGACUUUGACAAACUUCGCUCUAGUCAGCGUAGGACUUCGUUACAGUGAUCUCUCGUGAUUGGAGAAAAAUUUAGCUUAGUUGUCAACGGACAUGUUUUCGUUGUACUAAUCAAAGGUCUUGGCCGCAAAUAAAAUGGAAAAAAAAUCUACUCAUUUCUCGACGACACAGAAAAAUGUACUCAGAAAGUAAUAACGAAUUUCGUUCAUUUUUGUUCAAGGUGCUGUUUGGAAUGCAAGAUAAUGGACAUCCCACUCUCGUAUAUUCCAUAAUGAUUUCUGCUUGAAGCUUUUUCUUUCUUUUCCUUCUCUCGCUUCUGUUUUGUUGAUAUUAUAUGCUGUGCUUACAAAUUUUGACAAUCUAAAUCCCAUCAUAAAUUUAAUGUCUCUUCGAGUUAAGCUUCCAGUAUCCGACUAAUUUCAGGAGUGAAUAUUUACUGCGGAGCUACGGAUCAUGCAGAUCUGUAAAGGCUUUUCAGAAAGAAAAAAAAUUAAGCCGAGUAGAAAAAAGUUUCCCCGAUCUGGUCACAGGCUGUCUGAGGCGCACGCCAAAUCUUCCCUUGUGCAAACUAAUAUUCAUGUGGCCUAGGUAGUAAGGAUGAAAUUAUUUGUGCAGAUUGUUUUGUCCAAAAAUUCUUGUCUCUGGUAUCCAUCGUGCCCAGACGAGGAAAUCCCCACGAUGAUAGAAAAAGAUCAGUGUUCCCAGUCGUCUGGGCAACAGGAGGGGCUUCUCUCACUCUACAAGACAGAUGGCGAUUAUAUGUUCUGUAUUUACAUCGGAGGGAGAAAUAGAAUUUCAGAGUAUGUGUAUAUUUACUUUGGAGUUUGAAGUUUGUAUGUGAAUACAGAAUGGGAAUAAAAUAAUGGUUUCACAA
Pomacea canaliculata is the source of this 7590-nucleotide messenger RNA. RefSeq names its product homeobox protein Nkx-6.2-like. The transcript is spliced from 4 exons. Lineage: Eukaryota; Metazoa; Mollusca; Gastropoda; Architaenioglossa; Ampullariidae. Gene Ontology annotation, molecular function: DNA-binding transcription factor activity, RNA polymerase II-specific; RNA polymerase II cis-regulatory region sequence-specific DNA binding. Gene Ontology annotation, cellular component: nucleus. Gene Ontology annotation, biological process: regulation of transcription by RNA polymerase II; cell differentiation. The coding region runs from base 972 to 1937 and encodes 321 amino acids. The record is from RefSeq and is a predicted model, not a curated record.